AUGUGUGGCUGCAGAGCAAGCGUUCCCAGCACGAAGCAGUACUCGGUCAAUCAGCCAGCUCCUGCUUCCACCAAAAAAAGCCCUUCGGCUGCAGCAGGCAUGCCCAAGCGCAUACCUAUAGCCAAGCAGCUGGCAUCAAUAAAAGCUCUAGGAAAAGGCUCAGAACUUGAAAAAGCUUUUACUACCGUGGCUUUGGUGUAUAACAACUCUGCUGACCCCGAGGGCAAGCUCAGCAAAGCUGAAACCAAAAGCUUGCUGCAAACCCAGUUUUGGCGUUUCAUACAGGGCCAAGAAAACAAACCAAAAUACCAGGAAAUAAUUUCUGCCCUGGAUGAGGAGUCGGAGAACAAAAUUGAUUUUGAAGAUUUCAUGAUCUUGUUAGUCAGUCUCACUCUAAUGUCUGACCUGCUGCAGGAGAUCAAAAAUGUGAAAACCACAAAAUGAUCAGUGCUUUAAAAGAAGAAAUAGCUUGGCACUUUAUCAGGAAAGCAGGAGUGAACCACACACAGAGAUAACACUGAGUGCCUGGAUACCCUGUGCUGGUCCCUUGUAAAUGGAAUAAAGUCUUGUCCAAACGUGGCUGAACUCACUCCUCUGUAGAAAUGGCCCGUGGAGUGAAACGUUGGUGCUCAGGGCUUCGUGUCUGCUACGUAUGUGCUUUGGGGGGGUGUGCUGACCGGCUCUCGGUGGGUCCCAAGGCCCCAAACCCAGUUAGCAGCUGGGUGCAGCCCCCAGCCCAGCUUAACGACAGGGAAAGGCAGCCCAUGCUCUCCCAGAC
Gymnogyps californianus (California condor) is the source of this 778-nucleotide messenger RNA. RefSeq names its product sentan, cilia apical structure protein (gene SNTN). Lineage: Eukaryota; Metazoa; Chordata; Aves; Accipitriformes; Cathartidae. The record is from RefSeq and is a predicted model, not a curated record. Bases 1 to 444 code for a protein of 147 amino acids. Gene Ontology annotation, molecular function: transition metal ion binding; calcium ion binding. The transcript has 4 exons.